CUCAAAAUCUAUGUUUUUUUCGUGUCUAUUCCUAUUGAUGUCGAGAUGAUCCAUUUGAAUAUAUUUGAGCUUCAAAUCGACCUCUUAAAUGUUUUAGGUGGGCUCUAAUUGGAUUGCUCCAAUUUUUUAGGUGCGCUCUAAUUUGACUGUUCAUACCCUCGGCUCUGUAUAAACCUUUUCACUCUUUUAAACACGGUGAGAAUCCCUAUAAAUAUCCCUCUCUCGUAAGGAGCUCAAGCUGAGAGCCAUGGCGGAAGACCUUUUCUCUUAUAAAACAUGUGGAGCACGACCCAAGCUAGGAAAAAUAGCGGAAGAUGUGGAGAAGAGGUUUGAGAAUGUCAUGAACAAAUUGUCAACUUCUAAAUGUUCUUUUGGCACGACACCUACUUCUAUGGCGAAGUCUGCUUCAUCGAUGCCUGAAACCCCGCUUGAGGCGAAUCCAGUGGGUCUGCAACUGCAUUCGAGGUCUUCAAAAGAUGCCCUCAAUGGAGCUUCAUCUCCUCCUUUAUGCAGGCCAUGGGACAGAGGGGAUUUUCUUCGGAGACUAUCAACUUUCAAGGCCGUGACAUGGUUUGCCAAACCUAAGAUAGUUAAUCCUGUAAACUGUGCUCGAAGAGGCUGGAUAAAUGUUGAGCGGGACACUAUAGCUUGUGAAGCUUGUGGUGCUCGCCUUCUUUUCUGUACUCCUUCAUCCUGGACACCACAGCAAGAUGAGAAGGCUGCUGCAGUUUUUAGCUUGAAGCUGGAUCAUGGACAUAAACCCCUAUGCCCAUGGAAAGACAAUAUAUGUGAGGAGAGUUUGGCACACUUUCCUCGAGUGCCAGUUCCAACUUUAAUAAAAAGUUACAGAAAACGUUUUGAUGCACUUGCACAUCUUUCUUCUCUGCCUAUAGUUUCAUCUUCUGCCAUUGAUUGUAUGCGGGACCCCCAAUUAGAUAUUUUUCUUUCACAAUCUCCUCCACUUGAGAAAUCAACAUCUGAAUAUGGUAGCACUGCUCCUGGGGGAGUGGAUUUUGUGGAUCAUUCUGAAGCUGCUUCUGCUGACUUAUAUUACAAGGCACAGAAGAUUAUCAGUUUAUGCGGAUGGGAGCCACGUGUGCUUCCUUAUGUAAUUGAAUGUGAGGAUCAUCCAUCUCUGCCUUCAAAAUGUCCAUCCCCUUCACAGCGUUCACAAUGCCUUCUUCAGGUACAAACUCCUACCAUUUUGUUAAACUCAAAGAGCGGAGAUGAUGAGGCUGCUGUAUUAAAAGAAAGUAAUACCUCCUUCAAGGAAAAAGAGUACGAUCCAGCUUCUGUGGUGUUGGAUUGCAAGCUCUGUGGAGCCAGCAUAGCAUUAUGGACAUUUUCUACAGUACCACAACCCUUGCAGUCCUUUAACUUGAUUGAACAAGUUGAAGUUCAUGGUAUUGACUCUCGUUGUUCAACUAUUGCUUGUUACAUUUCAAAUGCAUCAGGGGUUGAGGGUGCGAGUAAUGAGCACCGAAUUGCUAAUUGUGAAAUCUUUCAUGAUGACAGUGCCAAGGAAAUAUCAACAAAACAAAACGAUAGAAAUCCAAGUUUAAACCUUAGUAUAGCAGGUGGACCUCUACCCACAAAACAAAAAUUUCAUGUGACAGUUUCUCUGCCAAUCAUGACUAGACAUCUCUUAGCAGGUUCAAAUAGUGAGAGACGAAACUGGGCAUUGUUACCUUUGCCACAAGAGCAACAAGACUAUAUGCAAUCUACUGCACAUGAUAUUAAUUCUGCACAGUGUCGAAACAAACAUGAUCAACAUUAUGUUCAUGGACAACAAGGAGAAAGAGUUGCAACUGGAGGAAUGUCUAAGCGGAGGAGAAGUGAGGAGGCCUCUCUACCUACAAACCAUCUUGAUCCUAUAUCCUUAGAUGAGAAAUUCAGUGAAGUAAAUGACACCCCAAUGGACAAAACAUUUUCUUCUGAAGGAGAAUCUUCCAAGAAGCAGCGACAGUCAUCUGUGAAUGCAAUUGGUGCAUGCCAUACUGUGAUAGAGAAUUCAACAGAGAGUGUAGAAAACAGGCCUCAAGAUUCAUUUGAAAGUGGUGUGAUCUUUGAAGGUUCCAGGGCUAAUGACUUGGGCUUAGAAGUUGGUGAACGCAAUUUUGCCAAUGGAUUGCCAACUUCCUCUACAAAGGGUGCUGAGAUUGACAACGAAUUACCGAAGCCAUCGAGUAAUGGCUGCCACCAGUCGGAUGAAAUUAUUCCUGCGAACAAUGAAAAACAGCAUAAGAGUAGCAUUGAAGAUGGCCAGCCUGCUUUGUCCAAAAUACCUACUUGUUUGGUGACAUCUACACCUUUGAUUGCCUUUAAUGGUGUGUCUUGUGAAAAUAAAGUUACUAGUGAUUCUGUGGCAGCUCUUGGAUCAGGGACCAACAAGGAAUUCGAUCCCAUCAAGCAUCAUAGGUAUUACUGUCCCUGGAUCACUUCAUCAGGAAACUCAGACACAGGUCUAGCAGGGUGGCAACAAACUCUUUCAGCUUUGCUCAAAUCGGAAGAAGCCGCUACUCAUGAUUCACCAAUGAGCCCGGCCUCAACUUCUUUGAGAUAUGAGGUUGAUCCCGUUGCUUCAAUUCGAAAGCUGUUUCAGUCUCCUUCUUCAAAGAGAAUGAAGAGUGCAUGAACUGGAUUUAAGGUUUCAGAAUGGUGAUCUUGAGUGGUAUUAAUUUGGAGAGAUGCAGCAGAAAGCCUGUCAAAACUAUGUAAUUGUCUGUAAAUUUUGGGGUGUUUGGUUUUGAUCAUUUGAAGGAUGGGUUGUUUGAACUUCUGCGCUGGAACAUAAUUAGAUAGUGGCCCAGGAGAGAUGAGUUUAGACUGAGGUUUGGAUAUGGUUGUCCUUCCUCUGAUUUAAGAAAGUUGUGAUAUCAGGUUCUGUGGGUCCUAUGGUAUGUGAUAAUUUUGCCUCAUAAAAUAAUUUCCUCAUAGAACUUUUUCACAUAAAGAUAAGAAGAAUGCUUGAAGAUCUGUAUAAAAACAUUUUGGGUUGAAGUUGGGCUGUCGGUUAUCUUCUUACCAUAAUCUGAGAGGCAUUUCAUCAGGU
Messenger RNA from Amborella trichopoda, 3052 nucleotides. Its product is annotated as C3HC zinc finger-like protein. Gene Ontology annotation, molecular function: zinc ion binding. Gene Ontology annotation, cellular component: nucleus. NCBI's taxonomy places the organism in Eukaryota, Viridiplantae, Streptophyta, Magnoliopsida, Amborellales, Amborellaceae. The record is from RefSeq and is a predicted model, not a curated record.